CUUCAACUUCUGAUAAACCACAGAUAAACUGAAUAAGAAUAACUGCAAUUAAAACCACUUUCCAACUUACAAACACAUAACAUAAUUAACCAACAUAAUGUCUUGUACCAUUACAACCAUUAGCCAUCAAGACCACAUUUUUCUUCCUCACCAUUCCUCAUUAGUGCUUCACUACCUAUUCUCCCACAUCCAUCCACAAUUAUAUCAUCACCAUAAAUGCUCUUGCUCAUUAUGUUGAGCUUGCCCUUUCAUUCUAUCCUCCUCUAACAAACCUUUUCCUUACAAUCUACUCUAAUCUCUUUCUCUAUAUCCUUCCCUCCUUCAGAGAUACACACUUGUUCUUUCUCAAAAUCCACCAAUAUCUUGUCUUAAUUCUGUAAAAUGGAGGGGAACUUCAGUUCCUAUAAUCCUCAACUAGCUUCUAGUUUGAAGGAGAGUUACAGUAAGCAGGAGCAUGAUCAUUCAGGGGAGGAUCAUCAUCUCAAAGAAGAAGAUUGUAUGUCUCCAUCUUUCAAUCUGAGCAAUAUUUCUAAGCUCAUUCUUCCCCCACUUGGUGUUUCAAGCCAGAAUCCUGUUAACUCAAAAGGGUGGAUCAUAUCACCAAUGGAUUCCAGAUACAGGUGUUGGGAGAGUUUUAUGGUUCUUCUGGUAGCUUAUUCUGCAUGGACUUAUCCCUUCGAAGUUGCUUUCAUGCACAAAUCUUCUAACAUGAAAAUCUAUGUUGCGGACACUGUUGUUGAUAUUUUCUUCGGUAUUGACAUUGUUUUGACUUUCUUCUUGGCUUACAUUGAUCGAACAACUCAUCUACUGGUUCGAGACAAGAAGAAGAUUGUAGUAAGAUACCUGUCUACAUGGUUCCUGAUGGAUUUGGCAUCAACAGUACCAUAUGAGGCACUUGGGUAUUUGUUCACUGGAAAACACAAAGUGGGUCUCCCAUACUUCCUCUUGGGCCUGCUUAGAUUUUGGAGAAUAAGACGAGUCAAUCAGUUCUUCACAAGGCUUGAGAAAGACAUCAGGUUCAGCUAUUUCUGGGUCCGAUGUGCCAGGCUUCUUUCUGUAACACUUUUUUCAGUUCAUUGUGCUGGAUGUCUGUAUUACAUGCUAGCUGAUCUUUAUCCCCACAAAGGGAAGACAUGGAUUGGAGCUGUGAACCCAAACUUCAGAGAGACAAGCCUUCGGAUCAGAUACAUUUCUGCCAUGUACUGGUCCAUCACUACCAUGACCACUGUAGGUUAUGGAGACCUUCAUGCCGUCAACACCAUGGAGAUGAUCUUCAUUAUUUUCUACAUGCUCUUUAACCUUGGCCUAACUUCUUACUUGAUCGGUAACAUGACAAAUCUUGUCGUCGAAGGAACUCGUCGUACCAUGGAAUUUAGAAAUAGCAUUGAGGCAGCAUCAAACUUUGUGUGCCGAAAUCGGUUGCCUCCGAGGUUAAAAGAACAGAUCUUGGCGUACAUGUGUUUGAGAUUUAAGGCAGAGAGUUUGAAUCAGCAUCAGCUUAUUGAGCAGCUACCAAAGUCUAUUUGCAAAAGCAUCUGCCAGCAUUUGUUUUUUGAAACUGUGGAGAAAGUCUAUCUUUUCAAAGGCGUAUCAAAAGAAAUUAUUUUGUCCCUGGUUGCAAAAAUGAAGGCAGAGUACAUACCUCCGAGAGAGGAUGUUAUCAUGCAAAAUGAAGCACCAGAUGAUAUUUACAUUAUUGUGUCUGGAGAAGUGGAGAUCAUUGAUAGUGUGAUGGAGAAAGAGAAAACUUUAGGGACUCUGCAUACUGGGGACAUGUUUGGAGAGGUUGGUGCCCUUUGUUGUAGACCUCAGAGCUAUACCUACAGAACCAAGACUCUUACACAGCUCCUGAGACUGAAAACCAACACCCUUCUAGAAUCAAUGCAGAUUAAAAGAGAAGACAACAUACAAAUACUCAAAAAUUUUCUUCAGCAUUUCAAGCAGAUUAAGAAUCUGAGUAUCAAAGAUUUGAUGGUGGAGAAUGUGGAAGAAGAGGACCCUAACAUGGCUGUGAACUUGUUAACUGUGGCCAGCACAGGCAAUGCAGCUUUUCUUGAGGAGCUUCUGAGAGCAGGUUUGGAUCCUGACAUUGGAGACUCGGAAGGGAAAACUCCAUUGCAUAUAGCAGCAUCAAAUGGGCAUGAAGAAUGCGUUAAAGUGUUACUAAAGUAUACAUGCAACAUACAUAUAAAAGACAUGAAUGAUAACACUGCAAUGUGGGGUGCUAUAGCAUCAAAACAUUACUCCAUAUUUCGACUCCUAUUCCAGUUUGCUGCUCUCUCAGACCAGAACACAGCAGGUGAUCUUCUGUGUACAGCCGCCAAAAGAAACGAAUUAACAGUGAUGGCUGAUCUUUUGAAACAAGGAUUAAACGUUGACUCUAAAGAUCGUCAUGAUGCAACAGCAAUCCAAAUUGCUAUGGCAGAAAAGCAUGUGGAAAUGGUUAAGUUGCUUGUCCUGAAUGGUGCAGAUGUAUCUGAAGUACAUAAUGAUGAAUUUUGUUCAUCCACCAUGACUGAAAUGCUGCAUAAUUGUGAAAUUGGACAUAGAAUUAAUGUAAUUGAGUUUAUGCCGGAUGAAGUUGCAUCAAAGGGGGGGAAACAUCAAGAGGAGGAACAUAUGGGAGAAACAAGAUAUGAUGGACCAAAGAUUGCUAGAGUAAGCAUAUAUAGAGGUCAUCCUGUAGUAAGAAGAGAAAAAGGUAUCAUGCAAGCUGGGAAGCUAAUAAGGAUGCCUGAUUCAUUAGAUGAACUCAAAAAAAUUGCAGGUGAAAAAUUUGGGAUUGAUGCGAAAGAUGCAACGGUAACAAAUGAAGAAGGAGCAGAAAUAGACUCCAUUGAUGUGAUUAGAGAUAAUGAUAAACUUUUUUUUGUUGACUGAGCUGAGAUGCAAAGAUGUCAA
Vigna radiata var. radiata (mung bean) is the source of this 2901-nucleotide messenger RNA. Its product is annotated as potassium channel AKT2/3. The coding region runs from base 382 to 2880 and encodes 832 amino acids. The transcript has 11 exons. Gene Ontology annotation, molecular function: protein binding; voltage-gated potassium channel activity. Gene Ontology annotation, cellular component: membrane. Lineage: Eukaryota; Viridiplantae; Streptophyta; Magnoliopsida; Fabales; Fabaceae. Gene Ontology annotation, biological process: transmembrane transport; potassium ion transport. The record is from RefSeq and is a predicted model, not a curated record.